This is a messenger RNA of Naegleria lovaniensis, 1269 nucleotides long. RefSeq lists its product as uncharacterized. NCBI's taxonomy places the organism in Eukaryota, Heterolobosea, Eutetramitea, Acrasida, Naegleriidae. Gene Ontology annotation, cellular component: COPII-coated ER to Golgi transport vesicle; membrane; endoplasmic reticulum. The transcript has 2 exons. Gene Ontology annotation, biological process: endoplasmic reticulum to Golgi vesicle-mediated transport; retrograde vesicle-mediated transport, Golgi to endoplasmic reticulum. Bases 1 to 1269 code for a protein of 422 amino acids. The record is from RefSeq and is a predicted model, not a curated record.
AUGCAAGGAUUGCGUAAUUUUGAUUUCUAUCCUAAAACUCAAGAUGACUUUCGGGUGAAAACUCUAGGAGGAGGGUUGAUUUCAAUCAUUUCGCUUGUUGUAAUUUUUAUAUUGGUAUUCGGAGAACUUUACUUGUACAUGCAAGUGGAGCGAUAUGAUCAAUUAUAUGUUGAUACACAACAAGAACGUAAAAUACCAAUAUACAUUAAUAUUACAUUUCCUGCAAUCUCUUGUGAUGCUCUAAGUUUGGAUGUUAUGGAUGUGAGUGGAGAGCAUCAUGUUCAUUUGGAUUAUCACACAAUUUACAAAAUGAGAUUAACAUUGGAUGGAAAACCUAUUAUUGACCAACCAGCUGAACAAAUUUCACCCAAUGAGCCAAAAGAUGAAAAACCAUCUCCUAUCAAGGCUGCUGAAGGAGCUGUUAAACAUGAUUUAGUUAAUUCAUCUGAAAAGGAUCGUGAACGUGCUGAAAAGGCUAAGAAAGUUAAAGAUCCAAAUUAUUGUGGUAGUUGCUAUGGAGCUAAUAGAGAUGCUACUCAAUGUUGCAAUACUUGUGAUGAUGUCCGUGAAGCGUAUCGUAGAGUGGGAUGGGCUUUCACACCAAAUGAAGAUAUCGAGCAAUGUUAUGAGGAAAUUAUGGACCGUAAAAUGAAAUACUCAAAGCAAGAAGGUUGUAAUUUACAUGGUUACUUUUUAGUGAAUAAGGUGGCUGGUAAUUUCCAUUUUGCUCCAGGAAAAUCAUUUGUUAAAGCUCAACAACACAUGCAUGACUAUACCAAUUAUGAAGUUGAUCACUACAAUACUAGCCAUUUUAUUCACUCGUUAGGCUUUGGUGAACAAAUUCCUGGUCUUGUUAAUCCACUUGAUGGUACCCGUAAAAUUAUUGGGUUUAAUCCAGAGACUGGACAAGCUGUUGAAGGGGAAUCUGCUCUUUUCCAAUACUUUGUUAAAGUAGUUCCAACCAUUUUUGAAAAAUAUGGAGCUGCCAAUCCUAUCAUCACAAAUCAAUACUCUGUGACUCAGCACGUAAGACCAAAGAAUAGAUUACACCCAAAUGUUGUGCCAGGAGUAUUUUUCAUUUACGAUUUGUCACCAAUUAUGGUGCACAUGAAGGAAGAUAGAAAGUCAUUCAUUCAAUUCCUCACCAGUCUAUGCGCAAUCAUUGGAGGUGUUUUCACAGUAAGCGCUCUACUUGAUCGUAUUUUGUAUGGUGUUGAGAAGAGAGUCAACAAAAAGAUACACUCAAACACCACUAUUUUGAAUAACUAA